UAAUAAUGAGUGAUUAAGAUCAAGAUUAAUACUAUGAUGAGUAAGAAGAAGAAGAAAUGGAAGAUUAUGAUUAAGAAGUUGAUUUUGAAAACAUGACAGAAGAAUAAAAAUAAUAAUAUCUAGCAAUGCAUGGUAAUUAACAGUUAUCAAAUAUCAAAAUAUAGAUUAAAAUUAUUAAGAAGAAGAAGAAGAAGAUGAAGAAGGUAAUUAAAUGGAAGAGGAUGAAUAACAAUAUAAUCAAGUAUAAAGAAAUUAAGGAUUGGGAAGUUCAUCCUAAUUUUAAUAAGAUAAUGGUGAAGAAUCUAGACAUAGUCCAGGAAGAAGAGAGCAAAAUGAUGAAUAUGAUUAAGAUGAAAUAUUAAGAAAAGUAAAAAGAGAUCUAUUAGACAAUGUUAAUCGAGUUAGGAAAGAUAAGAAACUAAAUCCAUUAUAUAUUGAAUUGAUGCCCGCAAUAGUAGCAGAAAGAUUUGCAUCUUAUUUACUUGAUGAUAAUGAUGGUGAACUUGAUGAUAAAAAUCAGAAAAAUGAAUAUAAGAAACUGUAUUUUUAAUUUAAUUUAAAUAGAAUCGAUUUUUAUAAGUAUAAUGAAAAAAAAUUAGAUGACCUUAAAAUAAUAUAGAUAGUCUCUAAAUUUGAAGAAGAUGUUGUUCCUGAUGCCUAAGUUAUUUAUGACUAUUUUAUGGAAAUGGGUUAUCUAUUUUUUGAAGUAGAAGAUGAUAGAAAAACAUUACUCUCUAAUGAAAUGAAUCAUAUUGCUAUUGGUGUAGCUUGUGAUGAUAAUUAAAUUGCUAUUGUUUAUCUAGUCAGUCAUAAAGAUUUAUGUGUUACUAAAAUAGAAGAUAGCAAUGAUGGAUCUAUAUUAGUUCAUGGAAAGAUGCUUGAAGAUUUAGUUGGUGUUUAUGCAUUAUAGAUUCUACCUUUUAACAAUGAUAAUGCAAAAGUACCUGAUAAAAAUGAAAAUAAUAAAAUAGGACCAGAACAUAUUGAAUUUGAUAGAUAAACUAAAUGUUUCAUUGCUAAAAUUGGAAAUUAAGGAUAACCAUGCACCUAUGAUAUUAGAUAAUAUAUUGAUUUAUAUACCAGAAAUACACCAGAGUCUAUUCCUUAUAAAAAAAGCACAAGAGAAAAAUUGAAUUUAAAACAUAUAGAAUUAAAACUCAGAAUUCCAGUUAUUUUCUAUCCUGACCCUAGAUAUGUACAUGAAGAAUAGGAAAAUUUAUAAGCUCAUUAAUAAGAAGAAUAGGCUCAAUAAGCUAUAUAAGAAUCUCCUAUUUAAUAAUUAGAAGACUAAAAUAGUGAUGAUUAAAAUAAAGAUAAUUUAUCACAAGAAGAAAAUCAAAAGUAAAAAGAAGACGAAUUUAUUCACAAAUUUUAAAUGCCAAAAGAAUAAUAAUUAUCCAAUAAAGAUAUUAAAGAAGAAUUAGAAAUUGCUAUUGCUGAAGCGCAAAGAUAACAUGAUGAAUUAUAUGAGCAUAAUGUUAGUUUAUAAUCCAAAAUCAAAUAAAUAAGAAAUAAAUAAGAAGUUUAUGCUGAUAAAACUGGAGAAAUGACUAUGAAUGAACAUAAAUAUCUUAACACCUUAGCACAUGUACAUUAAAUUAGAUUAGACCUUUAAUAAACUUAAGAUAGAUACAACUAAAUGGCAUAAGAAUUACAAUCAAAAUUAGAUGAAAAAUCUAAAAAAUGUAAUGAAAUUAGAUAGGCCUUUAUGGAUCUAAAAAGAGAAGUUGCUCGAAAGGCUGCAUAUUCUAGAACAGAUAAAUCUAUUCCUGAAUAAAGAAUAUCUGAAUGGGAAGAAUAAGAAUAAGCGAAAAAUAAGACUUUAUAGGAAUUAAGACUCGACACAUUAAGAUUAAAAAACACAUUAGCAAAAAAUUAAAAAUAAUUAAAAAAGAAAGAAGAACUAGCUGAAGGUUUACAUUUAAUUGAUUUUGAAUAAUUAAAGAUUGAAAAUCAAACCUUAAAUGAGAAAAUUGAAGAAAGAAAUGAAGAUCUUCAUAAAUUGAAAAAUAAAAAUACAAAGACAGUUUAAAUGUUAACUCAUACUAGNGAAGAUUUAGUUGGUGUUUAUGCAUUAUAGAUUCUACCUUUUAACAAUGAUAAUGCAAAAGUACCUGAUAAAAAUGAAAAUAAUAAAAUAGGACCAGAACAUAUUGAAUUUGAUAGAUAAACUAAAUGUUUCAUUGCUAAAAUUGGAAAUUAAGGAUAACCAUGCACCUAUGAUAUUAGAUAAUAUAUUGAUUUAUAUACCAGAAAUACACCAGAGUCUAUUCCUUAUAAAAAAAGCACAAGAGAAAAAUUGAAUUUAAAACAUAUAGAAUUAAAACUCAGAAUUCCAGUUAUUUUCUAUCCUGACCCUAGAUAUGUACAUGAAGAAUAGGAAAAUUUAUAAGCUCAUUAAUAAGAAGAAUAGGCUCAAUAAGCUAUAUAAGAAUCUCCUAUUUAAUAAUUAGAAGACUAAAAUAGUGAUGAUUAAAAUAAAGAUAAUUUAUCACAAGAAGAAAAUCAAAAGUAAAAAGAAGACGAAUUUAUUCACAAAUUUUAAAUGCCAAAAGAAUAAUAAUUAUCCAAUAAAGAUAUUAAAGAAGAAUUAGAAAUUGCUAUUGCUGAAGCGCAAAGAUAACAUGAUGAAUUAUAUGAGCAUAAUGUUAGUUUAUAAUCCAAAAUCAAAUAAAUAAGAAAUAAAUAAGAAGUUUAUGCUGAUAAAACUGGAGAAAUGACUAUGAAUGAACAUAAAUAUCUUAACACCUUAGCACAUGUACAUUAAAUUAGAUUAGACCUUUAAUAAACUUAAGAUAGAUACAACUAAAUGGCAUAAGAAUUACAAUCAAAAUUAGAUGAAAAAUCUAAAAAAUGUAAUGAAAUUAGAUAGGCCUUUAUGGAUCUAAAAAGAGAAGUUGCUCGAAAGGCUGCAUAUUCUAGAACAGAUAAAUCUAUUCCUGAAUAAAGAAUAUCUGAAUGGGAAGAAUAAGAAUAAGCGAAAAAUAAGACUUUAUAGGAAUUAAGACUCGACACAUUAAGAUUAAAAAACACAUUAGCAAAAAAUUAAAAAUAAUUAAAAAAGAAAGAAGAACUAGCUGAAGGUUUACAUUUAAUUGAUUUUGAAUAAUUAAAGAUUGAAAAUCAAACCUUAAAUGAGAAAAUUGAAGAAAGAAAUGAAGAUCUUCAUAAAUUGAAAAAUAAAAAUACAAAGACAGUUUAAAUGUUAACUCAUACUAGGGAAAAAUUGGGUUAUGUAAAAGCGAAAUUUUAAGAUUAAGAAAAAAUUAAUUGUAAUAUAUUUUAAUAAUUGAUUUUAGAAAAAAAAAAGGAUGAUUUAGAAGGACUACGUAAAAACUUAGGAGAACAAAAAGAGUCUAAAGAUAAAUUAAGAACUGAAAAUCUUAAACUAAAAUAACAAACAGGGUAUUUAUAAAAAUUAAAAUAGAAUUGUGAAUCGUCCUGAAUUAAUUUAAGAUUAUAGUAAUAGGAAAAAAAAUAUAGAUUAACUUAAAGUUGAAUUAGAACAAUUAGAGGUAUGAAUAAUAUGUUAGAUUUAAGUAAAAACUAAAGUGUAUGUAGAAAAUUAUUGAUGAAUACUAAAAUCACCUCAAGAAAAAGGAAUAAGAAUAACAAAAUAAGCAAAGAGUUAGACUUUUAUGA
Messenger RNA from Paramecium sonneborni, 3642 nucleotides. The record is from the annotation of a GenBank genome assembly. Lineage: Eukaryota; Ciliophora; Oligohymenophorea; Peniculida; Parameciidae.